CCUGCCCGGGGCGCGGGGCGGAGCGGGCAUGGCCCGCCGGGGGGCCGCCGCGCUGGCACUGGCCCUCUCGCUGGUGGCGGUGGUCCUGGCCGGGGUGGGUGCCCAGGGCGCAGCCCUCCAGGUCCCGGACUACUACGUGCAGGAGACCUGGAGCCGGGAGCCCUACUACGCGCGCCGGGAGCCGAAGCCCGAGCCCUUCUCGCCGCGGCUGCCCGCGGGGACCCGGGACGGGGAGCGGGAGCCGCGCCCGCCCGAGCCCAGGCCGCCCAAGAAGGCGACCAAGCUCAAGAAAGCUCCCAAGAGGGACAAGUUGGCCCCGGAGACGCCUCCACCAGGUAAAAAUAGCAACAGAAAAGGCGUGAGAACCAAGAGCUCUGAGAAGGCUGCCAAUGAUGAUCACAGCGUUCCCGUGGCCCGUGACGAUGUCAGAGAGAGUUGCCCACCUCUCGGUCUGGAAACCUUAAAAAUCACAGACUUCCAGCUUCACGCCUCUACCUCCAAGCGCUACGGCCUCGGGGCACACCGAGGGAGACUCAACAUCCAGGCAGGUAUUAAUGAAAAUGAUUUCUACGAUGGGGCGUGGUGUGCAGGAAGGAAUGACCUCCGUCAGUGGAUUGAAGUAGACGCGAGACGUCUGACCAAAUUCACUGGUGUCAUCACUCAAGGAAGGAACUCACUUUGGCUGAGUGACUGGGUGACCUCUUUCAAAGUCAUGGUGAGCAAUGACAGCCAUACAUGGGUCACUGUUAAGAACGGAUCUGGAGACAUGAUAUUUGAAGGAAACAGUGAGAAGGAGAUCCCCGUCCUCAAUGAGCUGCCCGUCCCCAUGGUGGCCCGCUACAUCCGCGUCAAUCCGCAGUCCUGGUUCGACAACGGGAGCAUCUGUAUGAGGCUGGAGAUCCUCGGCUGUCCCCUGCCGGAUCCAAACAACUAUUAUCACCGAAGGAAUGAAAUGACCACCACUGACGACCUGGAUUUUAAGCACCACAGCCACAAGGAAAUGCGCCAGCUGAUGAAGGUCGUGAACGAAAUGUGCCCCAACAUCACGCGAAUUUACAACAUCGGCAAGAGCCACCAGGGGCUGAAGCUGUAUGCCGUGGAGAUCUCGGAUCACCCUGGCGAGCACGAAGUUGGCGAGCCAGAGUUCCACUACAUCGCAGGGGCCCACGGCAACGAGGUGCUGGGCCGGGAGCUGACGCUGUUGCUCAUGCAGUUCCUGUGCCAAGAAUACUUGGCCGGCAACACACGCAUCGUCCACCUGGUGGAGGAGACCCGGAUUCACAUCCUCCCAUCCCUCAACCCUGACGGCUACGAGAAGGCCUACGAAGGGGGCUCGGAGCUGGGUGGCUGGUCCCUGGGGCGCUGGACCCAUGAUGGAAUCGACAUCAACAACAACUUCCCCGACUUAAACACACUGCUCUGGGAGGCAGAGGACCGACAGAACAUUCCAAGGAAAGUUCCCAAUCACUAUAUUGCAAUCCCUGAGUGGUUUCUGUCUGAAAAUGCCACGGUGGCAGUGGAGACCAGGGCUGUCAUAGCCUGGAUGGAGAAAAUCCCCUUUGUCCUGGGCGGCAACCUGCAGGGGGGCGAGCUGGUGGUGGCUUACCCCUACGACAUGGUGCGGUCCCUGUGGAAGACGCAGGAACCCAGCCCCACCCCUGAUGACCACGUGUUCCGCUGGCUGGCCUACUCCUACGCCUCCACGCACCGCCUCAUGACCGACGCCAGGCGGAGGGUGUGCCACACAGAGGACUUCCAGAAAGAGGACGGGACAGUCAAUGGGGCCUCCUGGCACACUGUCGCCGGAAGUCUCAACGAUUUCAGCUACCUUCACACAAACUGCUUCGAGCUGUCCAUCUACGUGGGCUGUGACAAGUUCCCGCACGAGAGCGAGCUGCCCGAGGAGUGGGAAAAUAAUCGAGAAUCCUUAAUCGUGUUCAUGGAGCAGGUCCAUCGCGGCAUCAAAGGCGUGGUGAGAGACUCCCAUGGAAAAGGAAUUCCGAAUGCUGUUAUCUCUGUGGAAGGCAUUAACCAUGAUAUCCGAACAGCCAGCGAUGGGGAUUACUGGCGCCUCCUGAACCCCGGCGAGUACGUGGUCACCGCCAAGGCGGAAGGAUUCGCCUCGUCCACCAAGAACUGCAUGGUCGGCUAUGACAUGGGUGCCACGCAGUGCGACUUCACCCUCAGCAAAACCAACCUGGCCAGGAUCAGGGAGAUCAUGGAAAAGUUUGGGAAGCAGCCCAUCAGCCUGCCAGCCAGGCGGCUGAAGCUGCGGGGGCGGAAGAGACGGCAGCGCGGGUGACCUCCCAACUCUUGAGACCGGUCCCGGACCCCUGCAAAUUAAACCACCCCCAGUUGUAGCUCCGUAGAGGACUCACUCCCUAUUGUUUUCUCUGUAAUUCAAGAAGGCCUGGGAGAAUGUGUAUGUUGCAAGGCUGGUCCCAAGGGGGAGGGCCGGAAAUUUGGAAUAGUUCUGUUGUCUUUGUUCCAUUUAUCAAGAGACCUCUGACAGAUCAGCAGAGAAAGGCUGGUAGGAGUGAGAAUUCAGCAACUCAACCUGGGAAUUGGAGACAGGGAGGGGGUUUGCCAGCUCAGGGCCUCCUGGUUGCACAGAAAGGGAAGCCAGUGCC
Lontra canadensis (Northern American river otter) is the source of this 2630-nucleotide messenger RNA. It is a transcript of the gene CPXM2, whose product is annotated as carboxypeptidase X, M14 family member 2. The record is from RefSeq and is a predicted model, not a curated record. Gene Ontology annotation, molecular function: zinc ion binding; metallocarboxypeptidase activity. NCBI's taxonomy places the organism in Eukaryota, Metazoa, Chordata, Mammalia, Carnivora, Mustelidae. Bases 29 to 2302 code for a protein of 757 amino acids. Gene Ontology annotation, biological process: proteolysis. The transcript has 14 exons.